CUAGUAUUACACAGACCGGAACGAUCACCGAAACUCAGGCUCCGCUCUGGACCCCGUAUCUACAAAACAGACAGGACAAUUUGAGUUAGUGCGCAGGCGCUGUACAAGGCACGUCCGAAGCCCAGCCUGUCAACAGUUUUACAAACAUGGGCGUGGUCAUCAACCACAGUUUCUACCUCGCCUCAAGACUGCACGACAUGAAAAGGGCGGGAGAACUGUGUGACGUCACGCUGGUGGUGGAUGAACAUGAACUUCCCGCCCACAGAGCGGUCCUCUCCGCCUGCAGCGAUUACUUCAAGGCCAUGUUCACGUCCGGGAUGCGGGAGUCUCGGUCCGACUCAAAAAUCGUCAUCAAGGAAGUCGCUUUCCAAGCCGUAAACCAACUAGUUGAGUACGCCUACACGGGCGAGUUGGUUGUAACCAAAGAAAGUGUCUCAGAACUCGCCCGCGCAGCUUCACUCUUACUCAUGGACGAACCUUUAGAAAUCUGCCAAGCAAAACUCGAAGAAUGCGUCGACUUUGACAACUGCCACGACCUUCUCAACUUCGCGCAAAGCUAUAAUUUAAGGAAGCUGGAGGCUGCUGUGUUUGCCUUCAUGGGGACAAACUUCCUCCAGGUAACAGGAACAGACCCGUUCCUCCACAUGGAUGUCGAGACGCUCUGCAAACUUCUGCAAAGUGACGGACUUAGAGUGAGCGGGGAAGAGGAAGUCCUCAACGCCGCCAAACUGUGGUUGAGACACGACUCCACACGUAGUAAAGACCAGGGACGUGUUUUGGAGCACGUGCGCUUUCCUUUGAUGACGCUAGAAGAACUUUCGCACCACGUAAAGAGAGAUUCCUUUCUGACGGAGAACAGCCAGGUGAAGGACUGUUUGUUAGAAGCGCUGUGGUUUCACCUGUCGCCGCUCGAGCAGAGCGUGGUGGAGGGGCCCAGAACCAGGGUGCGCGCGCCGGGGGAGAACUUGGUGGUUAUUGGAGGACGUAAGAAAGAAGGUGACACACUGCUGGACCAGGUGCGCUUCUAUGACGAGAGAACGCGGGGGUGGAAGGAGGUAGCGCGCAUGCCCAAAGAAACAUGUCAGCACAGGGCCGUCGUACUGAAUGACUUUGUGUACGUCGUUGGGGGACUGACCGAAGCCAACAGAGCAUCAGCGAGCGACGCCUGCUACAGAUACGACCCUCGGACCAACUCAUGGCUGCAGGUGGCGUCCAUGCAGGUGAGACGGACGUGCUUCGCGUUCCUGGAGUCGGGAGGACGUCUGUACGUCAUCGGCGGGACUGAUGGAGACAAGUCACUGGACUCCGCGGAGGUGUACGAUCCGCGGAGCAACGAGUGGAGAUACGUGGCGAGUUUCCCUGGCCAUGUGUACGGGCACGCUGGGACGACUCUGCCGGACGGGCGGCUGUGUGUGACGGGCGGGUUCGCCAGGAACAGGUACCAGCGCUGGACCUACACGUACGACGUGCGACAGGACGCGUGGGUCAGGGAAACGGACAUGCACACCAGGAGGGGAUGGCAUGUCAUGCAGACACUCGGUGACGCAGUUUUCGUCCUGGGCGGCUGCCACCUCCGUCCGGACGGAUCCCGCACGAUGCACCUCCCCACCGAGCGGCUGGACCUCGCCUCUCGGCAGUGGAGCGCCCUCUCCCCGCCGCCCUUCACCGUGGGCGUCGGUCGCGUCACCGUACUCCACGGGAAAAUCUACGUGCUACGCAAGGCGGAGGAGGACUUUCAUGCUCUCGUGUGGUACGACGUCAACACCGACAAGUGGGGGUCCGACCGAGACAUACCGGACAGGCUGUCUGGGUCUACCAUAUGCACGCUCAAAAUACCGUGGAACUUGCGCUAAGAAAACGAAAACAAGCACCAGCUCUGUGACUUCAAACUUCCGGAAGUACAAAUGUAACGUUAUGUAUUACUUACUUACUGCCUUAAAUAGCAACAACGAUUCUCCGGUUCCUUCUGCCGUACAUAAAUGUGUGUGUGUGUAAAUGUAUAUAUAGUGUGCGUAAAUCAAUUACAAGGUGUAUAGAAUGGAUUAAUACUCGCACGCUUGUAUGACUUUGACCAUAACCUAGGCACAGGGCACACUGUCAAUCAACUGAAAUGCAAUCUCCACCCACUCACUUCCAUAUGCUUCAAGAUCAAAACUAUUGAGUCAUUAUAUUGUGUAUAAUAUAUAUUCUGCGACAGUGAUGAAAGUGUGGAUACUUAUCAGUUAUGUUUCAAACUUAGUAAAGAAGUAAUCGGUGCAAAAACUAAGUGAAGAAGUAA
Branchiostoma belcheri (Belcher's lancelet) is the source of this 2278-nucleotide messenger RNA. RefSeq names its product kelch-like protein 9. Lineage: Eukaryota; Metazoa; Chordata; Leptocardii; Amphioxiformes; Branchiostomatidae. The coding region runs from base 147 to 1853 and encodes 568 amino acids. Gene Ontology annotation, molecular function: protein binding. The transcript has 8 exons. The record is from RefSeq and is a predicted model, not a curated record.